Messenger RNA from Ananas comosus (pineapple), 1425 nucleotides. Its product is annotated as phosphatidylinositol N-acetylglucosaminyltransferase subunit C. Gene Ontology annotation, biological process: GPI anchor biosynthetic process. The coding region runs from base 440 to 1345 and encodes 301 amino acids. The transcript has 2 exons. Gene Ontology annotation, cellular component: glycosylphosphatidylinositol-N-acetylglucosaminyltransferase (GPI-GnT) complex; membrane. The record is from RefSeq and is a predicted model, not a curated record. Lineage: Eukaryota; Viridiplantae; Streptophyta; Magnoliopsida; Poales; Bromeliaceae.
UCCAUAGAUCCUGUCGGGCUAAUCCCGUCGCCCGCCGGAGUUCCGCCUGACGCCGCUGCCGCCGGUUCACCCUGCCGGGCUCGCUUCCCCACCAACCUGCUGCUGCCACUUAUUUCAUCCCUACCUCGUGAAGCUACUGUCUUUACUUCCGUCCUCUACUAACUACUUACUACUUAUACUUCAGGUUGUUACACCCUCUAUCUCGAAUCCUCGAAUUUUUCCUCUCUCGUUUACUAAUUAGGGUUUCUCUCUCCUCCCUCGUCGUCUUCGUCGUUGCGAUCGUGGACGCGUCCGCGAGCUACGUGGAGAUCGGAAGCGUCGCCCUCGUCAACCAUGGCGAGGGCUUCGGGAGGCUAGUUGUUAUCGUCGAUGCUAUCGAUCGGAUCCGAGUGCUUGUGAGUUCUCAAUUCCUUAACCGAUUGAGAACAAAUAACACAUAAUGGAGACUGGUGCGAACGAGACCGCACAUCGACCAAAGUGGAAGAAAGUUGCGUACGGAGGAAUGCAGCCAGGGUACGCCGAUAACUACACCGAUGACUCCUUUCUUGAAGAAAUGGUUAUGAAUGCUAAUGUGGUAAAGAGAGAUCUACUAAAGGUGAUGCAGGAUUCUGUUUCCAUUUCCCAGUAUCUCUGCAUUAUUGCGCUCGUGAUUUGCGUUUGGACCUACACAUUGAGUUUGGUCAUUGAUGAGAGCUCUCUCCUCAAACUAGACAUCGGCCUUUUAGCUCUUGGUUUCCUAGUCCUUGUGCUCACCACCAGCCCCCUCUCCUGGGAGCUUCUUUUCAAGUACUUUCUCAACAUUUCUUUCUUCAUUAGCGGGCUUUAUAUUCUAGCACCUAUUUAUCAUACUCUCACCCGGUCAAUCAGUUCCGAUUCCAUAUGGGCACUCACCGUAUCGCUUCUUCUCGUCCAUCUCUUUUUGCACGACUACUCAGGUUCCAAUAUAAGCACCUCUGCAUCUCCGAACAACCUAAAAUUGGCCAAUAACAUCUCUCUAAAUGCAUCGAUAGUAGCAUCAGUCCUCGUGGCCUCUCGUUUGCCAUCGAGGCUUCACGUCUUUGCAAUCAUGCUGUUUUCCCUGCAGGUCUUUCUGUUCGCGCCGCUCAUCACAUCCUGCAUAAGAAGGUAUUCAUUAAGCCUUCAUUUUUGGUUUUCAUUUGCUCUGAUGGGCGUGACCUUGAGCGUCAUGUACCAGUUACAUUGUAUGUUUUUUGUUCUAUUGCUCGCGCUGCUUGUUUUCGUAUCUGUUGUGUGUCCAUACUGGCUUAUUAGGAUUCAGGAAUAUAAGUUUGAGAUCAAUGGUCCAUGGGACGAAGCAAAACUCUGCUUUGAUAUUUCAGAGUGAGUGUGAUUAUUUCUGUCCUUAUUUUAAGCCCAAUUCUUUUCACCUAAAAGAUUAAUGCUUAGCUUUUUGAACAUACAUUA